Molecule: messenger RNA, 2241 nt
Organism: Chelmon rostratus (copperband butterflyfish)
Lineage: Eukaryota; Metazoa; Chordata; Actinopteri; Chaetodontiformes; Chaetodontidae
Gene: esco2
Product: establishment of sister chromatid cohesion N-acetyltransferase 2
Exons: 15
Coding region: 127-2004 (625 amino acids)
Biological process (GO): mitotic sister chromatid cohesion
Cellular component (GO): nucleus; chromatin
Molecular function (GO): protein-lysine-acetyltransferase activity
Source: RefSeq, a predicted model, not a curated record
GGCGCGCGCUGUUCAAAACACCGGGAAGAAACGCGCGCAGGAGACGAAGGAGAAGCGCGAGCGGCUCAGACUUUAUUCACUGUUUUAUGUCGCGCGACAGAAAAGUGUUCGGUGAGCUUUGUGAGAAUGAUGCCGACGACUAACAGGAAGAGAAAGCUCUCGUCUCUGGACUCUGACAGCCUCCUGGCUCAGGGACAAGUGAGGGAGGAGACGUCCCCCGGGAAGAGGAGAUCCCCGAGGAAGAAGCCGGUCGGACGUCUGAACAAAGAAAACAGUCCCUCGCCACAGAAAUCCCCCCGAAGACCAGCAGCCUCUUCUGCCCGAUCGCCCCGUAAAUCUCCGUUCAAGCCUUCGGUGGUUACGAGCUCCUUCUAUGGGAGGCAGAAGUCCGUCUAUCUGACUCCACUGGAGAGGAAGGCCAUCAAGGAGUGUCUGCCUCCUCCUCCUCCUCUUCCUUCUCCUCCUCCGCAGGAGAAAAAGAAGAAGAAGAAGAAUUUUAAAGGAGGCAGCGUGCAGAGGAAGGUGGCUGCAGGAUCCAAUCAGGGGAAGAUGAGAAUCCAAAGCUAUUCGACGUCGUCCAGGCGGAUCAGACUGCCUAAACUGAGCCGCAGCGUCGCCGCCAAAUCGGCAUCGACUGCAACCGCCGCCGCCGGCACCAAGCCCGCAGAGUCCAGGAAGGCGAUCACCGUCUCCUUCAGCAGCCUGAAGCCCAAACCCAAGAUCUUUGUGGGAGCUGCUUUCUUCAGCACAGGGAAGAAACCGACGUCCAUGUACAAGAAGUCUGCGCCCAAAUCCACGAGCAGGCCAGCGUCGGCCGCGGCGAGCGGCAAAGGUGUCCUGACGCAGAAGAAGAGCGAGCAGCAGCGUUCAGUGACGAAGGCUGCAGAGACUGACGUCCAGCAGAGGGAGAAGCUGGAUCCCACAGACUGGAUGGACUCUGCUAACGAACUGCCUCGAACUCCACAACCAAUCAGCUCCUCUGAAUCGUUGGCAGAGAAGUUCGGGAUCACCAGAGAGCUGACGGUCGUGUUGACGAGGACGCCGACUGCUGCAGCCGCAGCCCCCGUCAGGCUUCAGGACGUUUGUCUGAAAGAUGGCGGCGCCGACCUGAGCGACGGAAACUCCACCAGUGCUGCUGCCAGCCCACCUAAAGAAUCGUCAGCGGUGUACCCCAUCUUCAGCUCCGCCUCCAAGAGGUUGAGGAAAGCUCUGCAGCCGGCGGCGUCCUGCGGCGCCCCCCCUGGCCUGAUGACGUCGCUGCAGACGCCGGCUCCCGUCCGCAGGAGGAGGGAGAAGCAGGACGACGACCAGCUCGUCAUCGACGCGGGUCAGAAGCAGUUCGGAGCGAUGACCUGCAGCUCGUGUGGGAUGAUUUACAGCGCCGACAACCCCGAGGACAACUUCCAGCACAGCCAGUUCCACCAGCGCUUCCUCGACUCCAUCAGAUUUGUGGGCUGGAAGAAGGAGCGAGUGGUGGCCGAGUUCUGGGACGGAAAGAUUCUGCUCGUCAUGCCCGACGACCCCAAAUACGCCAUCAAAAAGGCUGAGGACGUGCGGCGUGUUGCAGACAGCGAGUUGGGUUUCCAGCAGGUGACUCUGAGCAGACCCUCACAGGCGAAGACCUACCUGUUCAUCAGCACCGAGCGGCUGGUGGUCGGCUGCCUGGUGGCCGAGCCCAUUCGUCAGGCUUACAGAGUCCUGGAGCAGCCGGAUCGGUUCAAGGACAUGACGAAGGACGACUUCAUGGAGCAGCACCGGGCCUGGUGCUGCUCCACCGUCCCAGAACGAGCUCUGUGCGGGAUCAGCCGGGUCUGGGUCUUCAGCCUGGCCAGAAGACAGAGCAUCGCGACCCGCCUGCUGGACACCGUCAGGAACACCUUCAUGUACGGCAGUCACCUGACCAAGGAGGAAAUCGCCUUCUCUGACCCGACGCCUGAUGGGAAACUGUUCGCAACCAAGUACUGCAGCACGCCGACCUUCCUCGUCUACAACUUCGUCGCCUGAAGCUCGGAUUAAAGCCGUGUGUGUGUGUGAUGUUUUAAAGGUUCAUGAUCCACCUGUUGUCUGUUUUCUGUUUACAUGUUUUUAUUGGAGGAGCUUGAAGUUGUUUCUUGAUUCUCAGUUUGAGGUUUUCUGGACGUUUUAGAAGGAAAAUGUUGAUUAUUGUCUUUUAUUCUUUGUAAAAUGUUUAAUAAACGUAUUUCCUUUGUUUUCUGACCUGAAACAUGUCGACAUGUGUCG